Molecule: messenger RNA, 393 nt
Organism: Miscanthus lutarioriparius
Lineage: Eukaryota; Viridiplantae; Streptophyta; Magnoliopsida; Poales; Poaceae
Source: the annotation of a GenBank genome assembly
AUGUGGGACUAUUUGAAGGGGCGAUAUGUUCAGAACAGUGGUGCUCUUCUCCUUACUCUCAUGCAAGGCCUUCAUGAGCUUCAGCGGAAUGAGAUGUCCAUAGAAGAAUACUACACCGCUUUUGAUCGUGUUAUGGGACCUUUUCUCUCCAUGGUUCCAAAGUCUCGUGGUCGUGGCGCAGGUUCCACUCCUAAAGGCUCUGUGUCUGUUGCUGCCGCUUCACCUGUUAGCGCUCCGUCGUCAUCUUGGGUGCUUGAUUCAGAAGCCUCUUUUCAUGUGACAUCUGACCAGUCUCAGCUUGUUGCUUUCAAGCCAAUUGCUGAUGGUGCCUCUAUUCAGACAGCAGAUGGAUCGUCGCACCGGGAUUGUACAUGGGACUGGCCAUCGCCGUAG